Haemorhous mexicanus (house finch) is the source of this 1351-nucleotide messenger RNA. Its product is annotated as serine/threonine-protein kinase pim-3-like. The transcript is spliced from 5 exons. Gene Ontology annotation, biological process: protein autophosphorylation; regulation of mitotic cell cycle; negative regulation of apoptotic process. Gene Ontology annotation, molecular function: ATP binding; protein serine/threonine kinase activity. Gene Ontology annotation, cellular component: cytoplasm. The record is from RefSeq and is a predicted model, not a curated record. Bases 641 to 1351 code for a protein of 236 amino acids. Lineage: Eukaryota; Metazoa; Chordata; Aves; Passeriformes; Fringillidae.
GCCGGGCUCUCUCCGUACUGGCUGUGGCGCCGCUGGAAGAGCUGCUCGCUCUGCUGCUGGCGGAGCAGCACGGUCUUUUGGCUCCGCCUGGCGCGGGCUCUGGCCCAGCCGCGGCCGAGGCCCCGGCCCCGAAAGAAGCCCCUGCCGCGGUUCCGCCCGCUGCCGCCCCGCUGCCGCCCGGCUCCCGCCCUAUGUCCGACAGCGUCGCCGGCAGCUUCCCCGCUCCGAGCUCCGCCUCUCGCCAGCUCGGCCGCCCGCCCCGAGCCGCCGCAGCCCGGGGCGGCUGGGCAAGCAGCAGCGCGCCGGGCGGGCGGGUGCCCCGAGCAGAAGAGCGGGAGCGCGGUGCUGCCCGCACGGGCGGAGAAGCCUCCCCUAGAGCAGCUCUACAGGGAGGGCUCGCUGCUGGGCAGCGGCGGCUUCGGCAGCGUUUACUCCGGGACCCGGCUCGCCGACGGCGCCCCGGUAAGAGACGGGGCCGGUCGGAGGGGGGCGGCGGGCGGCGGGCAGCGGCCGAGGAGCUCAGCCCGCCGCUCGCCUUGGCUCGCAGGUGGCCAUCAAGCGAGUGUCCCGGGACCGCAUCUCGGAGUGGGCGCGGCUGCAGAACGGCGCCCUUGUGCCCCUGGAGCUGGCGCUGCUGUGGAUGGUGUCGUGGCCUGGCUUCCGCGGCGUCGUGCGGCUCCUGGACUGGUUCGAGGUGCCCGAGGGCUUCGCGCUGGUCAUGGAGCGUCCGGAGCGCUGUCAGGACCUCUGGUACUUCCUGCACGAGCGGCGCUUCCUGACGGAGCCCAUGGCGCGGGGGCUGUUCCGCCAGGUGCUGGAGGCCGUGCGGCACUGCAGCAGCCGCGGCGUCCUGCACCGCGACAUCAAGGCCGAGAACGUCCUCGUGGACCUGGCCACAGGCGAGACGAAGCUCAUCGACUUCGGGUGCGGCACGAUCCUCCAGGACACGUUCUACACCCAGAUGUCAAGAACGCCGGAGUACAGCCCACCGGAGUGGAUCCUCUUUGGCUGCUACCAUGGCCAGCCAGCCACCAUCUGGUCCCUGGGCAUCCUGCUCUAUGAGCUGGUCUGCGGGCACCUUCCUUUCCACACCAAUGAGGACAUCAUCCGGGGCCAGCUUUGCUUCCCCGCCCGGGUGUCUCAAGGAGGAUACACCUGGUGCCCGGACCAGACGGGGAAGCGCCUGCAGCGUCUGUGGAGCACGUCCAGUGGCAGCACUACCCCAGGGGCCACGGUCUGCAGGGACAGCCCCUUCCAGAAGGAUGAGGACCUGGCUGCCAGCACCUCAUGCCAUGGGAACGGCACCGCUCAGCCUGCCAGGCUGGGAGGGCUGGAGGGCAGCCCGUGUUAA